AGACCUCCUCCUACCAUUCACUUGUUAAUGGCAUUACACCCUUUAACAAAACAAGUGUCAGAGUGUUAUGACUUCAGCUCCCUGUUGUGAGGAUCUGCAAUAACUGCCACAAGACAGAAAACAAAAUGAGAGGGUGCAUAUGACGCAGUUGUGGCAGUUGCUCCUCGUUGCCUGGACCUGAGCAUCCGAGCAUCACUUCCUGAGCCAGUCAGAUGACAUCCCAGACACAAUCUGGCGGAAAGAACCGUCAUCGAGUUAUUCGAUUCUCCUGCGCAAAUAGCGCAGACUGCCGGUCCGCCGCUGUCGGCACCCUACGGAAAGUUCGUUAGACGCGUUGGUGAAUGCCAGGCCUUCCUUGCGUCGACGUAAAACGGGCUGGGAGUUUUCUCUUUUUUUUUUGGUACCGAGCGAAGAGGAGAUGCACACGGCACUCGAGUGAGAGUGCACAAUUUAAGACAAGUUGGAACCCCCCCCCCCCCAAAAAGCAGCAGUAUCAGGACUGGGGGGCCAAGCUAAAGGAGACGUAUUACGGGCACCAGAAGUAAGGGGACCAUGCGAGUACACGUGCACACCAAGUUUUGUUUCCUGUGCGUGCUCACCUUGCUCUUCCAUCAGUGCAACCACUGCCAUGGAGACGGGCACCAGCACGGCGGACAUCCCCAUGCCGACCACACCCACAGCGACCUGCAGAUUUCAGAGGCCCCGUACGUGAGAGGAGCCACUUUGUCCCCAGACUCCAAAAGUCCUAAAGGGCCGACUCUAGAGGAGGAGCAGCGCUUCUACAUCCAGCAGCUGUUCACGCGCUACGGCCAGAAAGACCGGCUGGAUUUCCAGGGAUUUCAGAGCAUGCUGUUCAGCUUGGGUCUGGGUGAAGUGAAGGUGCUAGAUGGGGAUCACGAGCAGCUGGGCCAUGACCACGUGAGUCACCUCGACCUGGUGGAUAUGAAGGAGGGGCUUCACUCGCACUCGUCCGCCAAUGAAGAGGAUAGCCAGGGUCACAGGCAGGGCCAUCCGCACCACAAGCCCGGCUCCCACCAUCCACACACGGAACAAGUUCCCACAAGUUGCACCCAGCACACCACUGCUGCUAGUCCAGCUGCCGGUGCAGCCGCAGGGCUCGACCACAAACAUGACGCAGAACACAAUCAUGACCACACCAAGGUAGAGGAUAGUGACCAGAGAAAUUCUGAUGGACAUGUGCAGGACACACACGAUCAUGAUCACGGCCAUGAUCACGCACAUGACAAAGAGCACAAACGUGAGCCGGUACAGGUCCACUCAAACCAAAAGGAUCUCUCUUCCCAACCUCACAGCGCUCACGAUCACAGCGAUCACGAUCACAGCGAUCACGAUCACAGCGCUCACGAUCACAACGAUCACGAUCACAGCGCUCACGAUCACAGUGUUCACGAUCACAGUGCUGACAAUCACGACCACGGUGCUCACGAUCACAACGAUCACGAUCACAGCGAUCACGAUCACAGCGCUCACGAUCACAGCGCUCACGAUCACAGCGUUCACGAUCACAGCGAUCACGAUCACAGCGCUCACGAUCACAGCGCUCACGAUCACAGUGUUCACGAUCACGAUCACAGUGCUGACAAUCACGACCACGGUGCUCACGAUCACAACGAUCACGAUCACAGCGAUCACGGUCACAGCGAUCACGAUCACAGCCCUCACAAUCACAGCGCUCACGAUCACAGUGUUCACGAUCACAGUGCUGACAAUCACGACCACGGUGCUCACGAUCACAGCGAUCACGAUCACAGCGCUCACGAUCACAGCGCUCACGAUCACAGCGAUCACGAUCACAGCGCUCACGAUCACAGCGCUCACGAUCACAACGAUCACGAUCACAGCGCUCACGAUCACAGCGAUCACGAUCACAGCAACCGCGACCAAAGCGACCAUGGCCACAGCGAUGACCACAAUCAUGUCCCCGAAUUGCAGACAGUCACAGACAUUACUGCCUCUCCUCAGUUGGAGCCGUCCCAAGUCCCUCAGGUGGCACAGUCCUCUCCCUCCACCACAGAAAGUCGUCCCAAGAAGCCGAGAAAGCCCACCAGGGCCAGAGCACAGCGAAUGCGAAACAGAACCCCUUCGCCUCUUGUACCGCAGUCCGAUGACCAUGACCAUCAAUCCGAACACAGUCACAGCCUCGUAUCUCAUAAAGAAAAGAGAGAAGCAACCGGAGGGCCUGCCAGCCACCCCACUUUGCCAGUCCCGGUCUUGUCUGGCCACCUAGGAUUGUCUCAUCAGCAUGAGGAGUGUUUGAACCUGACUCAGCUCCUCGCCUACUACGGCCUGAAUCCCAACUCGCUCAUCUCCCCCAGCCAGUUCACCUACCUGUGUCCUGCCCUGCUCUACCAGAUAGAUAGUCGUGUCUGCAUCCGCCAUCACGACAUGGAUGUGCAGCAGGAAGCCAUGGACUCAGUCAGUUCCGGGUGGGUGUGGCUGUGGGGGUUUGUGUCCAUCACCAUCAUCAGCCUGCUGUCUCUGCUGGGCGUGGUGCUCGUGCCCAUCCUCAAACAGUCCUGCUUCAAGUUCCUGCUCACCUUCCUGGUGGCGCUGGCAGUGGGCACGCUCAGCGGUGACGCCCUCCUUCAUCUGCUGCCUCACUCUCAAGGGCCACACGAGCACGGCGCGCACGGGGAGCACGGGAUGACUGAGGAAAUUGAUCUGAUCACAAAAUUUGACGGGGUGUGGAAGGGCCUGACGGCGCUGGCUGGCAUCUACCUCCUCUUCAUCAUCGAACACUGCAUCGGCAUGUUCAAGCACUACAAAGACCACCGGGGCAGGAAGAAGGCGAUCGAGGAGGGCAAGAUCGGCAGGAAGUUGUCCGACCACAAGCUGAACCGGCGCUCGGAUGCGGAGUGGCUGCACCUGAAGCCGCUCAGCGAAGACCCUGACAGCACCGCCGUCUCCUGCGACAAUGGUCAUAACGACACGCAGCUCUCGGAGUUGCGGCCGCCCGACUCUCCCACCAACAAGACGCCGCUGGCGCCGACGAACGUCCAGCAGGGCCGCCAGUCGCCCACCAAGGAGAACGGGGGCAAGGCCAAGCAUCACGGCCACUCGCAUGGCCACGGCCACUCCCACGGAGGGAACUGCCAUUCCGACCAGGAGAUGAAGGAUGCCGGCAUAGCCAGCAUCGCCUGGAUGGUCAUCAUGGGCGAUGGCAUGCAUAACUUCAGUGACGGCCUGGCGAUAGGUGCGGCAUUCAGUGCAAACCUGACGGGAGGCAUCAGCACGUCGGUGGCUGUUUUCUGCCACGAAUUACCUCACGAACUUGGUGACUUUGCGGUGCUGCUGAAAGCCGGGAUGUCAGUGAAGCAGGCCAUCUUCUACAACCUGCUGUCCGCCCUCAUGGCCUACCUUGGCAUGGUGAUUGGCACCGCCGUGGGCCAGUACACACACAACGUCACCAGCUGGAUCUUCGCCAUCACGGCUGGCAUGUUCCUUUACGUGGCUCUGGUGGAUAUGCUGCCAGAAAUGCUUCACGGUGACAGUGAGGAGCACAAGCGCUGCCAGCUGGGACACUUCGUUCUGCAGAACCUGGGCAUGCUGACCGGGUUCGCCAUCAUGCUGCUCAUCGCCAUCUUCGAGGACCGCAUCAUUAUCAAUUUUGGCUUUUAGUGAAGAAGAGUGGGGGGUGGGGGGAGUGAAGGAAGGGAGAGCUGGACGCAUCAAUAGUUGGCCUUAACAUGCUUCGUUCGCAAUGCAGCGGCCCAGUCUAGCAUGCGGUGUGGGUCUCGUUCGUGGCUAGUGCCUCCAUCCCAAACAUGUAGCGGUAGCUUCUGCCUCCAUCUCGUGACUCUGCCGGUGAUGUUUACACUCUGCCCCUCCAGCAACGCUGAGCCAUGAAGCUUCAUCUUUAAAAAAAUUAAAUAAAGAGCUGCAGACGGGAAGGUGGUGCAGGAAAUACGUUUCCUGUCACAGCCCGGCAGCUCACCGCCUAUGCAUCAUAAUCAUCAUCAUCAUCAUCAUCACCUGUUGUUAGCGUGCUGUCAGCUAUCCCUCCUGCUCAUCUCGUACCCAUCACCCUGUGCCGUGUCCCGCCAUCCAUGCCUCGUACAUCUGUGGUGUGCGCGCUCCAUCCAUCAUCGAGUCCCGGUGUCGUCCCGCUGUGAGUGAAACAUCUCGUGUCUCUCUCUGUGCCAAGCCCCGGCCACUGGAGCAGCACCGGCGGAGCGCUCGCUUUAGCUAGCUCCGCCCAGAUGGAACCAUCUAGCUUCACCUUCAAAAUGUAUUGACAGCUUUCAGUGUCAAAACAGAAAAGUGUUCUACCUUGACUUUCCCUGGUCGAUCAUCUAAAUGGCUUUCUUUUUUUGCUGCAAUUUUCUCCAUUUAUCACUUCAGAGUUAUGUUUUAUUGUCUAAUUCAAUGGGAUUAUUAAACCCUUGUAGUUCAUAGUGAUAGCUCACACCGCUGACAAAGCCUUUCAUGUUUUUGUUUAGAAACUAGAUAUCACAAAUGUCGGACCAACUUCUUUUUUUAACAGUUUGACAAUCCGUAGCCGUUCGAUCGGGGUCGUUAGGCCUUUACUUUGUAUCUUUUGUAAGAAUCAGCCGCUUCAGAAUGUGCAUUGACAGACAGUAGAGAAGUGUUAUCGGUUUACUAGGUUUAUAUAGAGUGCUUCCUUGAGUUCCAAACAGGUGCCUAUUCCAAUUGGACCACCCUGCAGUGGACAUUUCAUUACACUAAGAGGUUGUGUUGUCACACUAAUGCAGAUUUUAAAUGAACAGAUGAACUGUAAAUACUCGAGGUCUUUGUAGCUUCAGUAGUCGAGCAGCAACAAAAUCAGUUUGGUUGCUACUUUAAAAAAAAAAAAAUGGAUUUGAAAGUG
This is a messenger RNA of Cyclopterus lumpus (lumpfish), 4849 nucleotides long. Its product is annotated as zinc transporter ZIP10-like. The coding region runs from base 553 to 3639 and encodes 1028 amino acids. Lineage: Eukaryota; Metazoa; Chordata; Actinopteri; Perciformes; Cyclopteridae. Gene Ontology annotation, molecular function: zinc ion transmembrane transporter activity. Gene Ontology annotation, biological process: positive regulation of B cell receptor signaling pathway; zinc ion import across plasma membrane; intracellular zinc ion homeostasis. Gene Ontology annotation, cellular component: membrane. The record is from RefSeq and is a predicted model, not a curated record. The transcript has 11 exons.